CUGGGGGUGGCUCCCCGGAGGGCGCCUCUGCGGGACCCGUCCCUGCGCACACGCACACUCGGGCCGCGGGCGCUUCGCUGCAGAAAGGUUGUUGGUCGGUCGAGGAGGACAGGACCCCGGGAGGGCAGGGGUUUACCCGCGGGCUGUGGGCGGGGCUGGAACUCCAGGCGUUUAGGGCGGGCCGAGGGGCGCCGAGUGAGUGCAGGGUUGGACCUCCUUUUGGUUUGAGAUGUUGGUAUUUUGUUCACCAUGGACGUUUGGGGGCAGUGACCGCUGUCGGCACUUUGUCAUCAACCAGCAGCGGGACCGGCGCUACCUGGUCUCGGGAGACACCUGCAGCCACAGCACCCUGGCUGACCUCGUGCGUCAUUACCAGGAGGUGCAGUUUGAGCCCUUUGGGGAGAUCCUGUCUGCUGCCUGCCCUCGGCUGGAGGACAACGAUCUAUAUGAUGCCAUCUCCCUGGGCCUCCAGCACACCAGUCUGGGCCUGGAAAAUCCACCUGCCUCAGCAUCGCUCCUGGUGGCCCCAGACAAGGCUACCAGCCCCUGGCCCUGCCUGAAGCCGCAGGUCCCCUUCCUUCACACCAAGAAGAGUCUGGAUGCGAGUUCCUGCAGCUUCUCUGAGGAGGCGGUCCCCGUCAGGGUGCCUCCCCUCCCUGAGAGGAGUGCCUCCCCUCCGAACGAGUCCUUUGGAAGCUCCAGCAACAGCAUCUACUCAGACCUGAGGAAGGUGAACCAGGCACGGCUGGGCCUGGGCGCAGAGGCAUCCGGCAGGCCCGGGCCAGCCCCAGCUGACAGCCAGCCCAGCUCCCCAGGCAAGGAGCCGCAGAGGACACUCUCGGCUGGAGGCCAGAACAGGCCUGAUGGCCCAGGGCCUGCCCUCUCUGGGGUGAGCCCUGAGCAGGGUCCUACGGUGCCUCCCAUGCCCUGGGGCCACCUCCUGCCCCCUGCUUCUGAGGCCCUGGGAUCCUCGGCUGCCCCCUGGAGCCAGGAGUCUCUGAAGCUGAGCCACAGGGCUCAGCCCUGCUCCCAGGGCAGCUCUGCAGACACUUUUGAGUUCCUGCAGACAGCAGGUCCCCCAUCAGAGCCCAGGGACGUGCCAGACCAAGAAGACAGUGCCUAUGCGCAGGUCCCAGUGUGCCGGGGGGGCCCAGCCAGGCCCUCGGGUCCUGGGACCAGUCCUCCAUCUAGCAAGCCGCCAGGACCCACAGACUACAGCUAUGAGAGGCUCUCAGGGGCCCCGGAGCUCCCCGAGCCCAGGAACACCUAUGAACAAACCCCAGCUGCCAGGAGCAAGGAGACUGGACGGACACACAAGCCUGACAAGUUCCGGAGGAUCUUCUUCACUGACAAGAAGCACAAGUCCUGAGCACCGGGCUUCCUCCCAGCAGCUCACCGGCUGGCCAGGCCCUCAUCCAGCCCCUCUGCGCUGCAGACGGGGAGACCAAGGCCCACAGAGGAGCGAGCCGCCUGAGGUCACGGUCAGCGCCUGAGCACACACCCCAAGCCUGGCUGCCUGGGGUCCGCCUGGGACGCACUCCUGGGUGUUUCUGGGGCCAGCCGGUGGGCACGGACUGCCCAUCGCUGUAUGACCAGGUCACUCUCCCCUGCCCUCUGCCUCCGCCAGUCUUGGCCCCGAGGGGCGGCUCUCAGACCGCUCCCAUGAGGCCCACACAGCAGCUCUGGACACGGGCACUCACGUGUCCGCUCUCCCUGGAUUCCCGUCCCCCAGGGUCCUUCCUGCUUUGUCCCACUUCCCCUCUUCCCUGCACGUCCCCACCUGUGGAUGGGGGAGCAGCUGGUGUGCGGCUCCCGCCUGGGCCUCCAGUCACUGGAGGUGGAAAACAGACUGACCGUCCCCAGAGAGAGCGCCGUGGCCCCCACCCCUCCUGCCCAUGUCCCCUGGCCCGGCUCACACCUGUGGGGGCAUCUCCCCUGGCAGCCUCCCCCCUGAAGAGCGGGGGAGAGCGCCCGCCUCCCAGGGGCCUCGUAGGACUGAGAACAGGGCAAGCAGCCCUGUGUCUGACUCGGGCCUAGGGCUCCGUAGAUUCUCACCACAAUCACCACUGUCAUGAGGGAAACGGGCAUGGUUCUCACCUAACGUCCCCUGUGGGGCUCACCUGGAGAUUCGGGGUGCCAAUGUGUCUCCCUCUUAAAAGCAUAAGCAUCGAGGGGCGCCUGGGUGGCUCAGUCGGUUAAGCGACUGCCUUCGGCUCAGGUCAUGAUCCCGGAG
Molecule: messenger RNA, 2233 nt
Organism: Leptonychotes weddellii (Weddell seal)
Lineage: Eukaryota; Metazoa; Chordata; Mammalia; Carnivora; Phocidae
Source: RefSeq, a predicted model, not a curated record